Poeciliopsis prolifica (blackstripe livebearer) is the source of this 3584-nucleotide messenger RNA. RefSeq names its product cilia and flagella associated protein 58 (gene cfap58). The coding region runs from base 61 to 2649 and encodes 862 amino acids. Lineage: Eukaryota; Metazoa; Chordata; Actinopteri; Cyprinodontiformes; Poeciliidae. The transcript is spliced from 18 exons. The record is from RefSeq and is a predicted model, not a curated record. Gene Ontology annotation, cellular component: cytoskeleton.
CCAACAUUCGGCUGUAUGCUAUUUAUACGGAAUUAUUUUUAGCCUUUCUCGGCUCGUGCCAUGGAGGAGACAGAACUUGAAGGAGAUGACUGUUCAGAGUCAUCGCCAGAGGAGUCUCAGGUUGUCCUCGGUGAGCUGGCCAGCGACAGCGGCCUGGACGGGAUCAGGGCGGAGUACGAGAAACUCGUCCGUGCUCUGAAGAAGUCGCGGGAGAAUGAGAAAAGGCUGAUGUCGAAAUGCAGGGAGCUGAGCGCAGAGAUCGCGUCGACGUCGACCAAAGUGGCAACUGCCCUGAAACUGUCCCAGGAAGAUGAGACGACAAUAAUGUCACUCAAGAGGGAGUUGGAUAAGGCUUGGAAACUGAUUGAUGCAGCUCAUGAUAAAGAGAGGAAGGACCAGGAAACAAUCAAGACUUUGAAAGAAGACAUCUUCAAGCUCACAAAGGCAACUGAGCAAGAAGCUGAACAACAGCAGGACCAAGAACGAAUGGAUUUACUUAAAAUUAUCGAAGAGUUGACGAAGGAGAGAGACCAGCUGACGAACACGGCGGCGGACCUGAGAGAGAAACUAAAGAAAGCAACUGCAACUCAGCGAGACAUAGAGGCGCAAAAAGAGACCGCUGUGGAGAAGAUCUUGAAGCUUCAGCAGGAGCUCCAGGUGCAACAGAACGAGCUCUCCAGAGAAAUGAGACUGAAGGAGAAGCUCGACAAGGAGACCCAGCAGCUGCACGCUGACAUGGAGGCCAAGAUGGCUGAAAUCAAAUCUCUGAACACGCAAGGACAGAAGGCCAGAGAGGAGCAGCAGAGACUGGAGCAGCAGCUCAAAGAUCUAAAGGUACUGCAUGAGCGCUCGUCCAAAGAACUGGAGCAGAUUCAGGGGAAGAGCAGCAGACUGCAGCAGGAAUACGACCGUCUCUUGUCGGCCAAGGAACAGCUCUCUGUGGAGAAUCAUCAGAAGGCAAACGAGCUGAAGAUAAGAGAGGAGGAGCUGAGUCACAUGCGCCAGGAGGUCGCCAAACAGACCAAGACGAGAGAAGCCGUCCAGAAGAAGCUCCACCACAUGGAGGACCAGAAAGCUGAACUGGACCAACAGAGGGAGACGCUGAAAGCUCAGAUCGCUGGCCUGGAAAAAGAUCUUGAAGCUUCCCGGAAGCAAGUGGAAGUUGAUAAAAAAGCCAAGGAGGAGCUGAUCCGAGAGAGGGACAAUCUGCAUAAGAACAUGGCCAAAGCCGUGCAGGCGGCUGAGAAGCAGCAGGAACUCAUGAAGCUCUUGGAGCAGGACAAGAGAACCUUGGAGCACGAGAUCUCCGGCUUCCGGCAAGAGGCGCAGAAGCAGCGGAAGGUCAUACAGCAGCUGGAGAAGGAACGGGACCGCUACGUCAACGAGAGCAGCAGCCUCAUGCAGAAGGUGCAGCAGAAACUCACUGUUGUCGAAGACAAAGAGAUGGAGAUAUUUGAUUGGAGAAAGAAAGCCACAGAGUCAGAGUGUAAACUCAAACAGCAGGAGAACCUGCUGGAGUCAAUCAUAGCGGAGAGGAAUCUGUACAGCAAAAACCUCAUAGAGUCUCAGGAGGAGAUUUCUGAAAUGAGGAGGAAACUAAAGACUAUGAGCAACCAGGUUGCCCGGCUUAAAGAUGACAUCACUGAGAAGGAGCAGGAGCUGGUCAGAGGUCAGCAGGAGCAGAAGAGGCUGGAGAAGGAGAACGAAGCCUUCAAGGGGGACCUGCAGUCAAUAAAGCUGCAGCUGGAGGAAACAAAGCAGCUCACUGACACCCAGAGGACAGAACAGCAAAAACUGCAGAUGAUAAUCACCAGCAUGGAAGAAGACCGAGUCCAGCAGCAGAAGCAGCUGCAGCAGGUGAUCCGGGAGCGGGACAGCCUCGGCAGGCAGCUGCUGCAGCGGAGCGACGAACGCGCUCUGCUGUUUGAGAAGAUCCGCAUCCAGCAGUCCAUCCUCAGCAAGGGGGACUUCCACUACAAGCAGAGGCUGGAGGACAUCCGGCUGCUGAAGCUGGAGGUCAAGAGGCUGCGCCGCAGCAACGACAUCCAGGACAGGACUUUACCCAACACAGAGGAGCUGAGGACGGAGCAGCUCCGCCUGCGGACGGAGCUGCUCAGAGAGAGAACCAGGAACAGUGUUCUGGAGGACCAGCUCAAGCCCGUAAAUAUUCACCGAUGGAGGCAACUGGAGGGCAGUGACCCGGGAAAGUAUCAGCUCAUCCAGAAGAUUCAGGCGCUGCAGAAGCGACUGAUUGUUAAAACCCAGGAGUUGGAGGAACGGGAACUGCUGCUGCAGGAAAAGGAGAAGCUGUAUGUGGAACUGAAGCAGGUUCUGGCCCGGCGGCCCGGUCCCGAGGCAGCCAAGCAGCUUCAGCAGUACCGCUGGACCAUCGGGGACCGGACCAAAAAGCUGCAGGCUCUGACGGCAGAGCUGGAGACGGUCGACUCAAAGAUGAACGAAUACAAACGUGAGAACGAAAGACUGAGCGGCGAGCUGGCAAAUAUAAAGACGAAGUAUCUGAGUCAGAAAAGGCUCCGUAGUGAGCAGAGGACCAGGGCCGCGGUGCAGGAACAGGAAGCUCUGCCGCAGCUGAGCGCCACGCCUCGCUUCGCCCGAGCAGCCUUCAGAGACCACCUGGUCAAACUCUGACACCCACUCUGUGUUUCUGCCGCAAAUGUGCGCAAAUCUUUCUCUAUGUUCUGCUAAUGUCGAAAAAAAAAAAACCCACACAAUUCUGCAAUUGCGGUGUUUUGUGCGGCAAAGCGGCUGUGCUUGGGAGCAGCGACGUACGUGGAGUUUUGGGGGAAAUUGUGUUUGGUGAUUUUACAGAAGAGCUAUGGAUUCAAGAUGCUCAAAUAACACAGAGCUUCCUAUGAAUGGUGCAAUGCUGUGAGAGAUCUGGUGGAGUCUUCCUACUUUCUGACAUCUUUGUCUUUUCCACCAGUAGUGAGAGGCACGAACUCUGACGACUUGUGUGGAGCAAAAAACAUAUUUCCACUGCAGUCCUGUGAACUACCAUGAUUUUGAUAUGGCUGGAAAAAAAAGCGCCUCAUCCUAGCGCAAAAACCUUUUAGCGAAAAAUGUGUGUUUUUUUUUUUUUUAUUAUUCCCAUGUUUCCUUUAAGUGGAUUUAUUUUCAUAACUUCAAUUUGCGCCAUUUUAUGGUCAAUGCAAACCCAGAAAGUGUGUUUGAAAAACUUAAGCGUGAAACUCUGAAAUCCAAAGACUUCAUUUGAUAACAGAACAUAUGAGAGGGAAGAGACUGUUCAGUGGAAGAAAUCUCAUUUUCAUUUAAUAUUGUAUUUGAUGAAGCUCACUUGCAUUCCCCAGAUGAUCAUCGGCAGCCAUUUAAAUACCUGCAAGAUGAAGGUUUCAGAUCAUGUUUAAUAAUUUUUCAUUUUGAUCUCAAAAGUUUAGCAAUAUAUAUUAUGUGUCACUUAUAUAAUGAACAAUUCAAACUGUGUGUCCCUAUGGGGUAACUGAUUCCCAAACAUUAGCUCCACCCAAAUAUGAGAUAUUGGGAAUUCAAUGUUACAAUAACACAUGUACCGUGUAAAUAGACUGAACAGAUCUAGAUGUGAAUAA